Messenger RNA from Exophiala oligosperma, 2546 nucleotides. RefSeq lists its product as uncharacterized. The coding region runs from base 197 to 2110 and encodes 637 amino acids. The record is from RefSeq and is a predicted model, not a curated record. Lineage: Eukaryota; Fungi; Ascomycota; Eurotiomycetes; Chaetothyriales; Herpotrichiellaceae. Gene Ontology annotation, molecular function: transmembrane transporter activity. Gene Ontology annotation, biological process: transmembrane transport. The transcript has a single exon.
CUUGAAUACAACUGCAGACUGCAGCCCUGUUUGACCACACAGUACAUCAAGAGAGCUGUAGCCCAGUGUCAGCAUACCUUUUAUGAUCGGGAUCCCAGUGUACAAUGUGCCAACACACGGACCCCAAGGAUAACGUUCUCUGCCCGACUAUUCGAGGGAGUUUCUUGUAAACCCACCAGAUUGGCUUUGGACGUCUAUGCAUUGUUCACGAAUGUGUAAGUUGUGCACAUUUUAUUCUCCUUCACAUUUAGUUAUGUUUACUCCCGAGGGCUUUUUUGAUAUAUCGAAAUGCUUCUUCUACCCUGCAGUCUCCCUUUUUCUUUUCUCUCCGUCCCCCCUGCUCCCUUUUCUUCUGCAUUUCCACGACACCAACACACUCUUCUCGAUGAUUUUGGAGGACUCGUCAACAGCCGGUGCCGAUAUGGCCAAGGCAGACCCAGAAAUGCAGCAGCGGUUCUCCAAUAUACCUGACACCGAAGCGAGUUGGCGGAUCUUCUUGACCAGAGAGACCCCGACCACCCGUACCCUCGAGCAUUCUUGGGCGGGCAGCGGGACGACAGACGACCCCUUUCUCGUCGAGUUCCUCCCCCACGACGUGCGGAACCCAAAACAUUUCACUCGUGUACAGAAGUGGACCUUUUGCACCAUACAAGCCGUCGCCUGCCUGUCGAUCGCCAUGGCCAGCUCGGCGUACUCGGGAGGGAUCAAGCAGGUCAUCGAACAUUUCCACUGCGACCAAGAGGUGGCGACCUUGGGGCUGGCCCUGUUCGUGCUGGGUUACGCCUUGGGCCCUCUGCUGUGGGCUCCUCUCUCGGAGCUUUACGGUCGCCAGGUUGUCUUCUUCAUCACCUUCGGCGCCCUCACGGCGUUCAACGUCGGUACGGCGGUUGCACAAAACAUCGAGACCUUGUUGGUCCUUCGGUUCUUGGGAGGGACAUUCGGAUCUUCCCCCUUUACCAACGCCGGUGGGGUGAUAUCGGACCUGUUCGACUCGAACGAACGUGGUCUCGUUUCCACCCUCUUCGCCGCCGCCCCUUCGUUGGGACCGGCGCUGGGCCCCAUCAUCGGUGGCUUCAUGGGGAUGACGGUCGGUUGGAGGUGGAUCAUGGGCCUCCUGGCCAUCAUGUCCGGUGUCCUGUGGUUGAUGGGCUCCUUUUUGGUUCCCGAAACCUACGCUCCGGUGUUGCUCCAACACCGGGCCGCCAUCCUGUCCAAGCACACCGGCAAGGUCUACAUCAGCGCGCUCGACAAGGACAAUAAAAAGACCCCCGGCCAGCUCCUCAAGGUCACCCUCCUCCGUCCGUGGCAACUGCUCUUCCGGGAACCCAUCUGCCUCCUGUCGUCCAUCUACAUCGCCAUCGUCUACGGCAUUCUCUACCUGAGCUUCGGCGCUUUCCCCAUCGUCUUCGAGGGCCACCGUGGCUGGAACCAGGGCGUGUCUGGGCUCGCAUUCUUGGGAGUGGCGGUGGGCAUGUUCUCUGCCUUGUGCUACUACAUCUGGGACGACAACCACCGUUUCAUCCGCCUGUGUCGUGCUUCCCCGGGCGGGAUCGCACCUCCCGAGGCGCGAUUACCGCCGACCCUGGUGGCCUCGGUCGCGCUGCCGAUAGGCCUCUUUUGGUUCGCCUGGACAAACUACCCCAGCAUUCACUGGAUCGUGCCCAUCAUGGCCACGGUCCCGUUCGGGUUCGGCCUGCUCCUGUUGUUUCUCAGCCUGAUCAAUUACCUCAUCGACUGCUACCUCAUAUAUGCGGCGUCGGUGCUCGCGGCCAAUUCGGUUCUUCGGUCCCUCCUGGGCUUCGCCUUUCCUCUCUUCACCCGUCAGAUGUUUCAAAAUCUGGGUAUACAUUGGGGAAGUACAAUACCGGCGGCCCUGGCUGCUGUAUGCGUCCCUUUCCCGUUUCUCUUCUAUAAAUACGGCGAAAAGAUCCGCUUGAACUGCAAGUACGCGGCCGAGGCGGCCGAAUUCGCAGAAAGGAUGAAAAAGGCACAAAUGGGUGCGAGCGAGGUGUCGAUAGACACUCCUCCUGCUGCCGAAGGUGGAGAAAAGGCCGAUGGAAGAAGCCUGGACGAAGGCGAAAUCGCGAUUUCCCAGACGGGACGCGAUUAAUCUAGCACACCCCCAUGUCUAAUUGCAAUCGUCCUCAUCAUACCACCUUGGCACAAGAGAGACAGCUUCGACGAGGUGAUUUUGCUUUCUAUGGUACAUGGCAUAUCGCAUUUUCUUCUUGUAAAUCUUGCAGAGGCCUGACUUGUUCAGUGUUCAGGGGCCCCAUAUUUGGGGCCAACAAGGAGGGUGGAUUGAUUUCAAUAAUUCUUGUCGUUGGGACUUUCAAAAAGACUUCUUCAGAUAGACGUGAGAUGCCAAUGAAUUGAACUUGGCCUGAAAAAUGGAAGACGAUCAUUGCUUGUUAGAAAAGGUGAUUAGGAAAAUCAUCCAACUCUGUAUCUUUUUCUACGGUACAGGAUACUUUGAUGAUGCUACAUCCAUUAUCGACAAGCCGCUCACCUAGUAGACAUUACACGCUCAGGGAUUCUUAUUAGCC